AUAUUUUAUUAAAUUGCAGGAAAUAUUUACCUUACAAAGUUAUCAAAUCACCUGAAGGCGAUGCCUGGGUAGAAAGCGGUGACGGUAAAACGUUCUCUCCUAGUCAGAUCGCAGCAUUUAUUUUAAGGAAAAUGAAAGAAGCCGCUGUAGCAUAUUUGAAUGAGCCCGUCAACAACGCAGUCAUCGCCGUACCUGCCUAUUUCAAUGAUUCUCAGAGACAAGCUACGAAAGAUGCUGGUCGACUUGCUGGAUUCAAUGUCCUGGGAGUCAUCAACGAACCUACUGCAGCCGCUUUGGCUUACGGAAGUAAUGAGACUGAAGAUAAAGUUAUUGCUGUUUACGAUUUCGGCGGUGGUACUUUCGACGUAUCUGUUUUGGAAAUCCAGAACGGAGUUUUCGAAGUGAAAUCUACCAAUGGUGAUUCAUUCUUAGGCGGUGAAAAUUUCGAUAAUGUUUUGGUUAACUAUUUUGUAUCCAAUUUGAAAUUUGAUCAAAGAAUUGACGUCACAAAAGAUCAAAGGGCUAUGCGAAUAUUGAAGGCAGCUGCUGAAAAGGCUAAAAUUGAAUUAUCGUCUAAACUUGAAACCAAAAUCAAUUUAAAAUAUCUGACAGUCGACUCGUCUGGACCUAAACACUUGAAAUUGAAAGUAACGAGAGAGCGAUUCGAACAUCUUGUCGCUAAAUUGAUCGAAAAAACCAUAGCUCCGUGCCAGAAAGCUUUACAAGAUGCUAAAGUUGACAAGUCUGAUAUCAGUGAAGUUUUAUUGGUCGGUGGCAUGACCAAAAUGCCGAAGGUGCAAUCUAUGGUACAACAAAUCUUUGGCAAACAACCUAUUCGAGCUAAGAACCCUGAUGAGUGUGUUGCUAUUGGGGCAGCUAUUCAAGGAAGUGUCUUAGUUGGGAAUGUUACCGAUGACGUUAUUGUGUCUGAUGCUAAAAUUCAAGUUUGCCAGGAUGACCCUGAAAUAGCUAGCAAUUGUAGUAAAGAGCAUACCGUUAUAAAGUCUUCAGAUGAUCAAAGCGAAGAAAGCAUAAUAAAUUAUAUAAAAACUUUGAAAAAAAAGAACGCUCCAUUGGAAGAGAGGAACACUUUCCUGGAAGAGAAGAACGCUUUCCUGGAAGAGAGAAACGCUUACCUGGAAGAUAUAUGGAUAGAGGCCGUUAUUGGACCGGAAGCUGUCCGGCACUUUCCUCCCCCACAUACCCGAUGUGUGGCGUACAAAAAGGCUGAAUGGAACAAUAUUAUGAACUCUUCAAAUGGUCGCAGCGGAGAAACCAACAAUAUAAAUUAUUAUGGUAAAGAUAUAAAAUAUAGGGAGAAAUAUGUCGCUCUAUUGGAACAAAUAAGCUCUCUAUACGAAAUAAGGAGCGCUCAAUUAGAGAAGAGGAACGCUUUCCUAGAAGAGAACAAUACUUACCUGGAAAAGUCGUUGGUAGAGGCCGUUUUUGGAGCCCGCGUUUUCUACUGCUUAAAAUGGGAUCUGCCAACCAUCCGAACUAAAGCUUAUGAAAUUGCCGCAGGCCGUAUAAAUAGAUAUUUUGUUGAUACCGACACCGAGAAUGAUUACUUUAACAUUUAGUUAUAAGUGUAUGACUGUAUGUAGGUAAUUUUUACUAGGUAGGUACUAUUUUUUUUUUUUUCAUUUUUUGUUUUAUCUUUCGUAUUUUAAUAAAAUUUUAUAAAUU
Molecule: messenger RNA, 1686 nt
Organism: Planococcus citri (citrus mealybug)
Lineage: Eukaryota; Metazoa; Arthropoda; Insecta; Hemiptera; Pseudococcidae
Product: heat shock 70 kDa protein cognate 5-like
Exons: 10
Coding region: 132-1580 (482 amino acids)
Cellular component (GO): mitochondrion; cytoplasm
Molecular function (GO): ATP binding; ATP-dependent protein folding chaperone
Source: RefSeq, a predicted model, not a curated record